Siniperca chuatsi (mandarin fish) is the source of this 1665-nucleotide messenger RNA. Its product is annotated as Zinc finger protein 706-like. The record is from RefSeq and is a predicted model, not a curated record. Bases 144 to 374 code for a protein of 76 amino acids. NCBI's taxonomy places the organism in Eukaryota, Metazoa, Chordata, Actinopteri, Centrarchiformes, Sinipercidae. The transcript has 4 exons.
GUUCGUUUCUUUGGCAGCGUUUAAGUUGAUGCGACGGUUAAAAACCAUCUUUGAAGUUUCCUCUGGCAUUCAAAAAAAAAAAAAAAAAAGAGACCGACAAAAGAGCGAAGAGAGUCCAAUCUCGAAGGUCAAAGUUGAGGGCCAUGGCUCGUGGGCAGCAGAAGAUUCAGUCCCAGCAAAAGAACGCCAAGAAGGCAGCAGAAAAGAAGAAAGGCCAGGCCGCUGACCAGAAGACUGCAGCUAAGGCCGCGCUGGUCCACACCUGCCCCGUCUGUCGGACACAGAUGCCUGACCCCAAAACCUUCAAGCAGCACUUUGAGAGCAAACACCCCAAGUCUCCCAUGCCUCCUGAGCUGGUAGAUGUUCAGGCAUGAAGAACUGGACUGGACCUGAACCUGGAUACACAUUGACCACGGACUAAACGUUGAAUCACGGCGCCUGAAGGAUGUUGAUGACGAACACUGGGACCCGUCAGUAUUCAUGGACACCAUGUUGGGAUGGAUGGAGGGGGUGGGUGGGGGGGUGGAUGUGUGCAUGUGCUGUUUACGUACAUGUGUGUUUGUGUAAGGGGAAACAAUAACGACGGGGCACAAGUACACCAGCACCCCAUUUUUAUAUUUAUUAUGUACAACUACCUUGUUAUUCCAGAUGGAGGAGGAGGUUGCCUGCUUACACUGAAUAAAAUUAUCUUGUGACUGAGUGGGAGACGUGAUAAGUCUGAAAAAGCUACAGUGGGAAGUUAAAAAAAAAAAAAAAAUCCCAAUAUUUUUGGAUGUAUGACUAGCUAACAGCUGGUUGUACUUACUGUACACUGUGUCGUCCAGAGGAAUAGAUGGCACAUUAAAGGCCCCUACUAUAGAUAGCAUCACUCAUCCACAAUGGAUGUGGCACUGCUGUUGGGUUAAACUCCAAUUAUUUCAUUUUCCCUUUCACUUGGGCAGAGGGUAUUUGCAUGAUGUCACCAUCAGUGCAUGCCCUCCACACAAGAAAAAAAUGUGAGUUUUAAUGACCAUUGGCCUCUUAAAAUGACUAAAAUCUCAUAGUGUCAUUUCAGAAUUUCAUGGUUGUUGAUGCUAAAAGGAUAUUACUACUUAAAACUAUUUUUGGAGAUUCAUAGUUUUUGUCCAACAACAGAGACAGACUCUACAGCUAUGCCUCCUCUGCGCUGCUGCUCCACAGGUGUCCACACUCAGUAACACCUCACAACGGUACCUCACGUUAAACCACACAGCAAGUCUCAUAGUAUGUUCUUUUUUUCCCCCCCGCAAAUCCAUCUACUUAUUUUAAUGUCGUCCUCUUCGGCCAUGUUUCCCAACUUAAUCUUGGCAAUAAAAUCAUCAUCUUUGUCCCACUUGAGUUAAACCAGGACAAGAUUUGUUUUGAAAACUAAUCGAUACCAUUAUUUUGGCUAACCCCACUCUAACAUUUAUACUUUCGGCUGUUGUCAGUUUGGUUGUUCAUUGAUUGAAGAAAUUGUAAGUCGGCCCAAGGACUGAGAGCUAAAGAAAUUUGUUCAUUAACUGCCAAAAUGAUUAAUCCCCGUUCUUUUUGGUUCUUCAUUCAUUAGCAGGCAAAACUUCACUAAUUUGCUUUCGCUGUACUUUUUUUUUUUUUUUUUUUUUUUUUUUACCCUUUUCAAUAAAUUGAACAAUGUAUUUAAUGUGA